Molecule: messenger RNA, 1281 nt
Organism: Tetrahymena thermophila SB210
Lineage: Eukaryota; Ciliophora; Oligohymenophorea; Hymenostomatida; Tetrahymenidae
Product: outer row dynein assembly-like protein
Exons: 12
Molecular function (GO): protein binding
Source: RefSeq, a predicted model, not a curated record
AUGAAACUAAAAAGAUUCUUACUUAGGUACUAUCCUCCAGGAAUUAUUUUGGAGUAUGUUAGAUCAAAUGGAGAAAUGGAGUAAAAGUCUAUUGAUCUCUUAAACCUCUCCAAUGACAUUGAUGUAGAUUAGUUAGUAAAUGAAAUAGUUAUGGAAGAACCUAUGAUCACUCCAAAUAGAAAGCCUUAAAUUAAAUAGUUAAUUAGCAAGUUGAUUGAUAAAAUUGAAUCAAAGAAGAACUAACAUUUUUCGUUGUAUAAAACUUUAAAGGCUCACGUACUUCCUCUUACAAACUGUGCUUUCAAUAAAAAUGGUGAUAGAUUUAUAACUGGUUCAUAUGACAGAACAUGCAAAAUUUGGGACACUGAAACUGGAGAAGAAAAAUUUACACUUGAAGGACACAAAAAUGUUGUUUACUGUAUUGCUUUUAAUAAUCCCUUUGGUGAUAAGGUAGUAACAGGUUCAUUUGAUAAAACUGCAAAAAUUUGGGACGCAAAUACAGGUUAAUGCUUAAAUACUUUAUAUGGUCAUUAAUAUGAAAUCGUUUGUUUAUCUUUUGAUCCCCAAGCUACAGUAGUUGCUACUGGUUCUAUGGAUCAAACUGCAAAAUUAUGGGAUGUAGAAACAGGAAAAGAAUUUGCUACAUUAAAAGGACAUACAGGAGAAAUUGUCUCCCUUAAUUUUAAUGCUGAUGGUGAUAAACUUUUAACCGGUUCUUUCGAUAGAACUGCUAUGAUUUGGGAUGUUAGAUCAGGAGAAUGUAUUCAUGUUUUAGAUGAGCAUGUUGGUGAAAUUUCAAGCACUUAAUUUGAGUUUACUGGAGAACUUUGUGCCACUGGUUCUAUAGAUAAAACUUGCAAAAUCUGGGAUAUCAAUACUGGUAAAUGUAUAGAAACACUUAUGGGUCACGUUGAUGAAGUAUUAGAUAUUGCUUUUAAUUCAACUGGUACAAGAUUAGUUACUGCAAGUGCUGAUAGUACUGCUAGAGUUUAUAAUGUUCAUAAUGGAGCAUGUAUGAGUCUAUUAACAGGACAUGAAGGUGAAAUUUCCAAGGUUUCAUUUAAUCCUUAAGGAACUAAAAUUAUUACUGCAGGUUUAGAUUGCACUGCUAGAAUUUGGGGUACUGAAACAGGAGAAUGCUUAUAAGUUUUAGAAGGACAUACUGAUGAAAUAUUUUCAUGUUCAUUCAACUAUGAAGGAGAUAUAAUUAUUACAGGCUCUAAAGAUAAUACAUGCAAGAUUUGGAAAGAUGAGUUAUUACAUAAACCUCCUACAAAUUGA